AUGUCUUCAGAUAUAGAAGAAGUCUCAAAGCUUCAAGCAGCCCUCAGGGUAAAAGGAGGCUCAAGAUCAGAAUUGAACAGUACUUUAUCUUCAGGUCCCCCUAUGAUGAAUACUACUGAUGAUGAUGAUUCUAGUAGCUCAGGAUCCAGGAAGCGGUUACGGAAGGGAAUCUAUAUCGAUAACACAGAAGAAUCAGAAGACCAUGCCCAUGCAGAUGAGCAUCAGAACUCAGAGGUUCCUGAUGGAAAUCAAGGAAGUGUCCUCUCCAAAAGUUAUCGACUUAUGAAGAACUUUAGAAAAUUGGAAUCAUCUUACUUUUUGACAAGACGUAGGCCCAUCAAACCAACAGGCAGAACAUUGAUUGGACAUUCUCCAGUAAGUAGCUAUGGUAGAAGAUCAAUUGCACUAACUGAAAGAAGUUCAGUUAGUAACUUGUCGUCUAAAGAACGGUAUAAUGAUCAUAGACCAAGUGGAUGGAUAAAUACAUUCCUAGAGGGGUUUUGCAAGUAUCUCUAUUUUAGUAAACUAAAAGUCAAGGCAGACUUGAAACAAGGGGAUCUUUUAAAUUCAUCAAACCUCGUAUGCUCUCUUAGUUUUGAUCGUGAUGGUAAAUUUUUUGCAACUGCUGGCGUAAACAAGAAGAUCAAAGUUUUUGAAUAUAGUUCGAUCUUAAAUGAAGACCGUGAUAUCCAUUAUCCUGUGGUUGAAAUGGCAAGCAGGUCAAAGCUUAGCAGCAUAUGUUGGAAUGGCUAUAUCGAAAGCCAGAUCGCUUCGAGUAACUUUGAAGGUGUGGUGCAGGUAUGGGAUGUUACGAGGAGUCAAAUUUUCACGGAAAUGAAAGAACAUGAAAGGUAUGUCUGGUCUGUUGACUUUUCUGUAGCAGAUCCAACAAUGCUAGCCAGCGGCAGCGACGAUGGUUCCGUUAAGCUCUGGAAUAUCAAUCAGGGAGGAAGUGUUGGUACAAUUAAGACAAAGGCCAAUGUCUGCUGUGUUCAAUUCCCAUUGGACUCUGGUCAUUCCCUUGCUUUCGGUUCAGCAGAUCAUAGGAUAUAUUACUAUGAUCUACGCAACUUAAAAAUGCCUCUAUGCACUUUAGUUGGGCAUAACAAAACAGUGAGCUACAUUAAGUUCAUAGAUUCAACGACUCUUGUGUCUGCAUCUACGGAUAACACAUUAAAGCUUUGGGAUUUGUCAACGUGCACGUCACGGGUACUUGAUUGUCCUCUCCAGUCAUUUACUGGCCACCUGAAUGUGAAGAAUUUCGUUGGUUUAUCUGUAUGCGACGGUUAUAUUGCAACAGGCUCGGAGACAAAUGAGGUUUUCGUCUAUCACAAAUCUUUGCCGAUGCCUGCAUUAUCAUUUAAGUUUAACAACACAGAUCCACUUUCCAGAAAUGAAGUGGACGAUAGAGCACAAUUUAUCUCGUCUGUGUGUUGCCGUGGUCAGUCGUCCACCUUGGUUGCUGCCAAUUCCAUGGGAAAUAUUAAGCUUCUAGAGAUGGUCUAA
Messenger RNA from Fraxinus pennsylvanica, 1506 nucleotides. The record is from the annotation of a GenBank genome assembly. NCBI's taxonomy places the organism in Eukaryota, Viridiplantae, Streptophyta, Magnoliopsida, Lamiales, Oleaceae.